AUGGGGGACGAGAGAGAUUCUUUGUUGUUGUUGUGGGAUGUGGUCGUGAAGUGCGACGAUAUUUGUUUCACGCACAUCUUGCCGAGAUUGAAUCGAACUGAUCUUAAAUUCUUGUACGGGGUGAAUACGGAGACGAGAAAGUUGAUUAAGAGAUCGUCACGCAAGGGGGAGUUGAAAAAGAAGUUUAGAGUGAGAGAGAUGUCGUCGAUAUCGACUUUGGAAGUAGCGUGGGAGAAUCUAUCGUUGUGGCCGAGAUGGUGGGACGAAACAGAUUUCUGCCAGAAAGUUGCUGAAACGAAUAAACUCGAGUUGCUCAAGUGGGUGCGAGAGGAGAAAAAGUGUAAGUGGGAUAAAUAUACGAUUAAUGAGGCCGCAUCUCAAGGUAAUCUGGAAAUGGUAAAGUAUUGCGUGGCAAAUGAGUGUCCUAUCGAUGAGUGGGCGUGUGCACGUGCUGCCCAAAACGGUCAUCUCGAGUGCCUCAAAUACUUAUGCGAAGAAGCAAAAGCGCCUUGGGGUUCGGGUACUGCCUCUUGGGCGGCUGCAAAUGGUCAUCUCCACAUUCUCGAAUAUCUUGUUGAGCGUAAGUAUCGUAAAUAUACGGCAUAUGCGUGCGAGCGUGCAGCCGAGAGCGGCCACUUAGACUGUUUGAAGUACUUGCGCGAAACCGCCAAAGCGCCGUGGGACUCUUGGGCGGUACGAAGAGCGCACGAGAACAACCAAACCGAGUGUGUACAAUACUGCCUCGACAAUAACUGUCCUCUCCCAUCCAAUUGGCGAGAUUUGCACGCAACCUCCUAA
This is a messenger RNA of Bathycoccus prasinos, 798 nucleotides long. RefSeq lists its product with no specific name. Bases 1 to 798 code for a protein of 265 amino acids. The record is from RefSeq and is a predicted model, not a curated record. The transcript has a single exon. Gene Ontology annotation, molecular function: protein binding. Lineage: Eukaryota; Viridiplantae; Chlorophyta; Mamiellophyceae; Mamiellales; Bathycoccaceae.